Molecule: messenger RNA, 1073 nt
Organism: Vicia villosa (hairy vetch)
Lineage: Eukaryota; Viridiplantae; Streptophyta; Magnoliopsida; Fabales; Fabaceae
Product: ATP-dependent Clp protease proteolytic subunit 2, mitochondrial-like
Exons: 2
Coding region: 126-857 (243 amino acids)
Biological process (GO): protein quality control for misfolded or incompletely synthesized proteins
Cellular component (GO): endopeptidase Clp complex
Molecular function (GO): serine-type endopeptidase activity; ATPase binding; ATP-dependent peptidase activity
Source: RefSeq, a predicted model, not a curated record
AACUAGGGACCACCGUACACCUUCCUGUUGUGUCGUGUCACCUGUGUUUCAGUUUCACUGUUUUGGUAAAAACAAGCCCUAAUCACAAAACCGAACCAAAAACCCAAUCUCAGUGACAAAGCACCAUGAGAGCCUUAUUCAGAACCUCAAAAUCACUCGCAACCAAUUUCUUGUUCAACGGAACAAAACCUGAAUUCGCACCAUGUAGAAAUCGAGCCUACAGUUUGAUCCCAAUGGUCAUUGAAACCUCUUCCAGAGGUGAAAGAGCCUACGAUAUCUUCUCUCGUCUUCUCAAGGAACGCAUCAUUUGUAUCAAUGGACCCAUCUCUGAUGACACCUCUCAUGUCGUUGUUGCUCAGCUUUUGUUUCUUGAAUCUGAAAACCCUUCCAAGCCUAUCAACAUGUACCUCAAUUCCCCUGGUGGUGCUGUUACUGCAGGGCUUGCAAUUUAUGAUACUAUGCAGUACAUUCGGUCUCCGAUCAACACAAUGUGUUUGGGGCAGGCUGCGUCCAUGGCUUCUCUCCUGUUGAGUGCGGGUGCCAAGGGUCAGAGGCGUUCUCUUCCGAAUGCUACAAUCAUGAUUCACCAGCCUUCUGGUGGAUACAGUGGCCAGGCAAAGGAUAUGCAAAUUCAUUCCGAUCAUAUUAAAAAAAUCUCGGAAGAGCUGAAUAAGUUGUACGCCAAGCACACGGGCCAACCGAUUGAUGAUAUUGAGAAGAAGAUGGAUAGAGAUCAUUUUAUGUCCGCUAAAGAGGCAAUGGAGUAUGGGAUUAUUGAUGAGGUUAUUGAUCAGAGACCUAUGACUUUGGUCUCUGAUGCUGUUGGCGAUGAAGGCAAAGAUAAAGGUUCAAAUUAGAAUCGGAGGGUAAGGUUUCUUUUAGUUGCAGUUGGUAUAAUUUUAUCAAUUGGACAUAAUCUUUGUAAGUUUCAGUUAUUAGAUUUUACAAUUAAGCUUCAGUCUUUCUUCUCAAUUCGGUUUAAUUGGCAUAUUUUUAUCAUACAGAUUUUGAGCUUUAAGUACCCUUAUCUUGAAGUUUCUAAUUAUUCACAAUAAUAUAAGAUGAAUUUUUCA